AUGAAUCCUAAAGUCCUGGUGGAAAUGGUGAAGAGAUGGAGGCUUAGGUUUGCAGUCUUGGUGACCAAAAGGAUAUUCUUCUCAAGAUCAGUGGAGAGGUUGGUUUCUGUUAAGGGUCAUUUUGCUGUCUAUGCUGCAGAUGGCAGGCGUUUUGAAGUUCCCCUUCACUUUCUCGGGGAACCCAUCUUCACACAACUUCUUAAAAUGGGAGAGACAGAGUUUGGGCUUGCAAGCCAUAGGCCUAUCAUGCUGCCAUGCGAUGGGGAUUUCAUGGAAUCUGUUCUACUGAGAUAUGGGCACACUGGACAACCCUCGAGAAAGUUGAAGAAAGCACUCUGCUGGUCUUUGUAA
Messenger RNA from Telopea speciosissima, 351 nucleotides. Its product is annotated as auxin-responsive protein SAUR68-like. The coding region runs from base 1 to 351 and encodes 116 amino acids. The transcript has a single exon. The record is from RefSeq and is a predicted model, not a curated record. Gene Ontology annotation, biological process: response to auxin. Lineage: Eukaryota; Viridiplantae; Streptophyta; Magnoliopsida; Proteales; Proteaceae.